Molecule: messenger RNA, 2280 nt
Organism: Salvelinus namaycush (lake trout)
Lineage: Eukaryota; Metazoa; Chordata; Actinopteri; Salmoniformes; Salmonidae
Product: serine/threonine-protein kinase PAK 5-like
Exons: 10
Coding region: 1-2280 (759 amino acids)
Biological process (GO): protein phosphorylation; regulation of MAPK cascade; intracellular signal transduction
Cellular component (GO): cytoplasm
Molecular function (GO): ATP binding; protein serine/threonine kinase activity
Source: RefSeq, a predicted model, not a curated record
AUGUUUGGGAAGAAGAAAAAGAGGCUGGAGAUUUCAGCUCCAUCUAACUUCGAGCACCGGGUCCACACGGGUUUCGAUGCGCGGGAGCAGAAGUUCACGGGCCUGCCCCAGCAAUGGCAGAGUCUCCUGGCAGACACAGCCAACAGGCCGAAGCCCAUGGUAGACCCCUCCUAUAUCACGCCCAUACAGCUGGCUCCUAUGAAGACCAUAGUUCGAGGGAACCGUCCCCCGAAGGAUGCGUCCAUCAAUGGUCUCCUGGAGGAGUUCGACAGCAUAUCUGUGACACGUUCCAACUCCCUACGUAAAGAAAGCCCUACGGGCUCCCACCAGGCUGGGGCCCCCAAACCCGCCUCCCACCACCCCCAACACCCCCACCCCAACGAGGAGAACGGCUUCAGCCACUAUUACUCCCGGUACUCCUGUGACCUGGACACCUCCAGUAGGGACUUCUCUCUGGAGCCCUACAGGAAGGACAGUAAAGGCUUUGCUCCAGAUGGUGACUGGGCCGUGGGGAGACACUACCGCUUCCCCAAACAGAACGGCCACCUCACCCACGCCACCCGCAUCCCCUUCUACCCCGACGCCAUGCCUCAGAAGGCCGAUUACGCCAAGCUGCCUCCGGACUACCACACCUACCUGGAGAGCAAGGUGGCGGGGGCGCGCUCGGCCGACGAGGUGGGAUCAGGGUCCGGGGUGGGCAGCGGAGGGGGGUCCGCCGGGUCCACAACAGGGGGGUACUACCGUGCGUCCGUAGGUGGCUCGUCCAGUCAGGACUACCGGGACGCGUCAAUGGUGGGGACGCCGUCCCGCACAUCGCUGCACAGCGAGCAAAUCAACUACCCGGACAGCGAGUGGAGCUACAGCGGCGUGUCCAGAGAUGAGUACGAGAAGAGGCCCAAGUCGUCGUCUGUGAGGCAGAACAGCCCCACGCCGGCCAUCAGACAGCGCUCCAGGUCGGGGUCUGGCCUCCAGGAGCCCAACGUGCCCCACAGGGCCAGCGGGGUCUUUAAGAGUCCUCCUCAGACACACCCCUACAGCUCCUACACCUACCCACGCCUCUCAGAGACACUCACCAACUCACAGGCCAUGGCCAAGGGUGAUUACGACCGGCAGUCACGGGACGGGAGUCCCCAGGUCCCAGGGUCUGACACGUACCCCCGCGGGCCCCUCAAACUACCUCAGAGUCACAACAAGCCCUCUGGCUACCCCCCCGGACACCUCCAGUACCCCCCUGUGUUCCACCACUACAAACCCUCCCCCUACCACCACCCACCCUCACAGCCCAGCCCGCCAUACACCCCACAGGGGGCAUAUUCCCAGCCAUCGUCCCUCUACAUUCCCCUGGGGGCUUACCCCCCUCCUUCCUGGGGCUCCAGUUCAGACACCCAGCCAUCCAGGGUCUCCCACGAACAGUUCAGGGCCGCCCUGCAGCUCGUCGUCAACCCAGGUGACCCCAGGGAGUACUUGGACAGUUUCAUAAAAAUUGGCGAGGGCUCGACGGGCAUUGUGUGCAUUGCCAGCGAGAAGCACAGUGGCAAGCAGGUGGCAGUCAAGAAGAUGGACUUGAGGAAACAGCAGAGGAGAGAACUGCUCUUCAACGAGGUGGUGAUCAUGAGGGACUAUCACCAUGAGAACGUGGUUGACAUGUACAACAGCUACCUGGUCGGAGACGAGCUCUGGGUCGUUAUGGAGUUCCUGGAGGGCGGGGCCCUGACGGACAUUGUCACUCACACGAGGAUGAAUGAGGAGCAGAUAGCCACAGUGUGUGUGUUGGUGUUGAGGGCUCUAUCGUACCUCCACAUACAGGGAGUCAUCCACAGAGACAUCAAGAGUGAUUCUAUCCUCCUGACCAGCGAUGGACGGAUCAAGCUGUCAGACUUUGGCUUCUGUGCCCAAGUGUCCAAAGAGGUCCCCAAGAGGAAGUCUCUGGUGGGCACGCCCUACUGGAUGGCACCAGAGGUCAUCUCACGGUUACCCUACGGCACAGAGGUGGAUAUCUGGUCGUUGGGCAUCAUGGUGAUAGAGAUGAUCGAUGGGGAACCCCCGUACUUUAACGAACCCCCUCUACAGGCCAUGAGGAGGAUACGAGACAACUUGCCCCCACGGCUAAAGGAGUCACACAAGGUAUCGUCGGUGCUGAGGGCUUUCCUGGGCCUGAUGUUGGUUAGAGAGCCGUCUCAGCGAGCCACAGCCCAGGAGCUGCUCCAGCACCCCUUCCUCAAGCUCUCGGGUCCCCCAUCCUGCAUCGUCCCCCUAAUGAGGCACUACCGCCACCGCUGA